This is a messenger RNA of Vicia villosa (hairy vetch), 1744 nucleotides long. Its product is annotated as probable amino acid permease 7. NCBI's taxonomy places the organism in Eukaryota, Viridiplantae, Streptophyta, Magnoliopsida, Fabales, Fabaceae. Gene Ontology annotation, cellular component: plasma membrane. The coding region runs from base 148 to 1545 and encodes 465 amino acids. The record is from RefSeq and is a predicted model, not a curated record. The transcript has 7 exons.
CGUUAUCGUAUUUGAUUUUAUCUUUCAAAGCCAAAUCUGAUCCCUUUUCUCUGUAAAAGGAAAAUUCAAAAUCCGAUUCAUCUAUAUAUAUCCAAAUCACUCCAUCAAGUUUCUAACAAUCAAUCUGAUUUUUACAUAAUCAAAAUCAUGAGUGACGAAUGUCUUUCACGUGACAACAGUACUCCAUUUUUGGAAUCCCAAUUUCACGAACAAUAUCAUGUUAAAAGAACAGGGACAGUAUGGACGGCAGUUGCGCACAUAGUGACAGGAGUAAUAGGGUCUGGAGUGUUGUCAUUGGCAUGGAGUAUUGCACAGAUUGGAUGGAUUGCAGGACCAUUAGCGAUUCUUUUGUUUGCUUCUGUUACUCUUCUUUCUGCUUUUCUUCUAAGUGAUACUUAUCGGUCUCCGGAUCCUGAAUAUGGUCCUCAUCGAAGCUCUUCUUACCUUGAUGCUGUUAAUUUACAUAAGGGAGUAGGAAAUGGACGCCUCUGCAGUGUUUUUGUAAAUAUAUGCUUAUAUGGUUUUGGAAUUGCCUACAUCAUUACAGCAUCCAUCAGCAUAAGAUCAAUCCAGGAAUCAGCCUGUUACCAUCAUAGCAAAGGGAAUGAAGGAACAUGUUAUGUGACGGAUACAUAUAACAUGCUUGUAUUUGGGGCUAUCCAAAUUGUUCUGUCGCAGAUUCCGAAUUUUCGUAACAUCGAAUGGCUCUCGAUCGUUGCAGCAAUAAUGUCCUUUGCUUAUGCUUUCAUUGGAAUGGGACUUGCCACCGAUAAAAUCAAUGAAAACGGACAUUUUGCGGGUAACAUUAGAGGCGUGCCAACUUCAACCGGAAUGGAAAAAGUAUGGCUGGUUGCGCAAGCACUCGGUGACAUAGCCUUCUCCUAUCCGUUCUCAGUAAUUCUUAUAGAAAUUCAGGACACUUUGAAAUCGCCUCCUGCGGAAAACGUAACCAUGAGGAGAGCCUCAACGAUAUCGGUUAUCAUCACAACAUUGUUUUACCUCUGCUGCGGCUGUGCUGGUUAUGCAGCUUUUGGUAAUGAUACUCCAGGAAAUCUUUUAACAGGCUUUGCAAGUUAUAAGCUUUAUUGGCUCGUAGACUUCGCCAAUGCUUGUAUAGUUAUUCACCUCGUUGGUGCAUACCAGGUGUAUAGCCAGCCACUUUACGCGAACGUUGAGAACUGGUUACGUUUUAGAUUUUCAGAGAGUGGAUUUGUGAAUUACGCAUACGACUUAAAACUCCCAUUGUUACCAAAAUUUCAACUAAGUCCACUAAGGCUAUGUUUCCGAACAUUUUAUGUCGUGACGACGACGGUGAUUGCGAUGCUGUUUCCAUACUUCAACCAGAUUUUGGGAGUUUUGGCUGGCAUAAUAUAUUAUCCAUUAACCAUAUAUUUCCCGGUGGAAAUGUAUAUUAGUCAGUGCAACAUUGAACCAUGGACAAGCAAGUGGAUUUGGCUUAGGACUUUUAGCACUGUUGGGUUUGUGGUGGGAGCUUUCACUCUCAUUGGAUCCAUUCAAGGGAUAGUAUCUGCAAAACUAAGCUGAGAAGGUUUAUGAGAAGAUGAAAUUUAGUUUUACUUUUUGAAACCAAACAUUAAACAUAGGAGAAUGUCUUAUAUAAUCAUGGAGCAUUGAUGAAUUCGAGAUUUGUUGUUUUUCUCGGUUUAGCUCUUAUUUGUAUGUUUGGAUACAAGUUUGGUGAAAUUAUAAUGAGCUAUUGAUAGUUUAAUAAAAAUUACAUUUU